Molecule: messenger RNA, 6077 nt
Organism: Physeter macrocephalus (sperm whale)
Lineage: Eukaryota; Metazoa; Chordata; Mammalia; Artiodactyla; Physeteridae
Gene: FNBP1
Product: formin binding protein 1
Exons: 17
Coding region: 238-2190 (650 amino acids)
Biological process (GO): signal transduction; endocytosis
Molecular function (GO): protein binding
Source: RefSeq, a predicted model, not a curated record
GCGGGCGCUGCGGCGACCGCGGCUGCUGCUUCCUCGGGCCAUUUUGCUGAGGAGCGAAGGGGAGGAGGAGCCGCCGAGGAGACUCAAGGCAAGGAGCGGCGAGCCGGAGGAGGCGGCGACCGCGCGGGCACGGGCUUUCCUCGAUCGCGGGGAUCUCGAGGGGCGAAGGGAUCGCCUGGGAGGGGGCCCGGAGAGCCGCGCGUGGCGCGCGGCGCGCCCCUUCCCGCCCCCUGCACCAUGAGCUGGGGCACCGAGCUCUGGGAUCAAUUUGACAACUUAGAAAAACACACACAGUGGGGAAUUGAUAUUCUUGAGAAAUACAUCAAAUUUGUAAAGGAAAGGACAGAGAUUGAACUCAGCUAUGCAAAGCAACUCAGGAAUCUUUCGAAGAAAUACCAACCUAAAAAGAACUCGAAGGAAGAAGAAGAAUACAGGUAUACAGCAUGUAAAGCCUUCCUUUCCACCCUGAAUGAGAUGAACGAUUAUGCUGGACAGCAUGAAGUCAUCUCCGAGAAUAUGACCUCCCAGAUCACCGUGGAGUUAGCACGCUACGUCCAGGAAUUGAAGCAGGAGAGGAAAUCGCACUUUCAUGACGGACGGAAGGCACAGCAGCACAUAGAGACUUGCUGGAAGCAACUAGAAUCAAGUAAAAGACGUUUUGAGCGGGAUUGCAAAGAGGCUGACCGAGCCCAGCAGUACUUUGAGAAAAUGGAUGCUGACAUAAAUGUUACAAAAGCAGAUGUUGAAAAGGCACGACAACAAGCUCAAAUGCGUCACCAAAUGGCAGAGGACAGCAAAGCAGAUUACUCAUCAAUUCUUCAGAAAUUCAACCACGAGCAGCAUGAAUAUUACCAUACUCACAUUCCCAAUAUCUUUCAGAAAAUACAAGAGAUGGAGGAGAGGAGGAUAGUGAGAAUCGGAGAAUCAGUGAAGACGUAUGCAGAGCUGGAUCGGCAGGUGAUUCCAAUCAUUGGGAAGUGCUUGGAUGGAAUGGUAAAGGCAGCCGAGUCAAUUGAUCCGAAAAAUGAUUCACAGCUGGCCAUAGAAGCUUAUAAGUCUGGUUUUGAGCCGCCUGGAGACAUUGAAUUUGAGGAUUACACUCAGCCGAUGAAGCGCGCUGUGUCAGAUAACAGCCUUUCGAAUUCCAGAGGAGAAGGCAAAUCAGAGCUCAAAUUUGGUGGCAAAUCCAAAGGAAAGUUAUGGCCGUUCAUCAAAAAAAAUAAGCUUAUGUCCCUUUUAACAUCCCCCCAUCAGCCUCCCCCACCUCCCCCUGCCUCUGCCUCACCCUCUGCUGUUCCCAACGGCCCCCAGUCUCCCAAGCAGCAAAAGGAACCCCUCUCCCAUCGCUUCAACGAGUUCAUGACCUCCAAACCCAAAAUCCACUGCUUCAGGAGUCUAAAGCGUGGGACUCAGUCUCUCUGUUUUCACAAAGAACUCAUGAAGAGGACGAUAGGGAAACCCACGUAUGCUUUUGAAGCUAGGGAUUAUGUUCUUUCUCUCAAGCUGGGUGCAACUCCAGAAGAUUUCAGCAACCUCCCACCUGAACAGAGAAGGAAAAAGCUACAACAGAAAGUCGAUGAAUUAAAUAAAGAAAUUCAAAAGGAGAUGGAUCAAAGAGAUGCCAUCACAAAAAUGAAAGAUGUCUACCUAAAGAAUCCGCAAAUGGGAGACCCCGCCAGUUUGGAUCACAAAUUAGCAGAAGUCAGCCAAAAUAUAGAAAAACUGAGACUGGAGGCCCAGAAAUUUGAGGCCUGGCUGGCCGAGGUUGAAGGCAGACUCCCAGCACGCAGCGAACAGGCCCGUCGGCAGAGUGGCAUGUACGACGUGCAGAACCCCCCAGCCGUCAACAACUGUGCCCAGGAUCGGGAGAGCAGCCCGGAUGGCAGUUACACGGAGGAGCGGAGUCAGGAGAGUGAGGGCAAGGUGCUGGCCGCGGAUUUCGACGAUGAGUUUGAUGAUGAGGAGUCCCUCCCUGCCAUAGGGACGUGUAAAGCUCUCUACACGUUCGAAGGUCAGAACGAAGGAACUAUUUCAGUAGUUGAAGGAGAAACACUGUACGUUAUAGAGGAAGACAAAGGUGACGGGUGGACCCGCAUCCGGAGGAAUGAAGACGAAGAGGGUUAUGUCCCCACUUCAUACGUCGAAGUCUAUUUGGACAAAAAUGCCAAAGGUGCUAAGACUUAUAUUUAAUACAACUUAAAAAAAAACCAAAAACUUUAAAACAUUGGAGUUGUUUCUCCCCACAACUAUGACUGUUACAGGCAGUUCUUCAAAAGACUGGAUGGGGAGCGCCGCGGUUGCUUUUAGGGACGAGGUGGACUUUCAGGCAUCUUACACCUGAAUUUCCUGGGCUGGUUUUGACGAUAAUCAAGUUUCACUUGCUUAUGACAUUUUACUUGGAAAGCUGCCAGCUGCCAAUGUACAACUGUGUCCUUUGAAAUCUGAUAAACAUUUCUUCUUGGGCAGCAUCUGUAGAUAACCAGAAAGUCGCCUUCUAGCUUCUAAUCCGUAUUUCUGAAUCUAAAAGUCCAUGCACAUCCUAGGGGUGCAGAAGACUUCAGUUCUCUUAUAUUUAUAUGUAGCAUCUGCCAGAAAUUGAACUACCUUAGAAUGUUACAUUUUGUAACUUCAUAAACUGAACUACGCUAGUUUAACUUUUACAGUCAUUCACUUCGAAGGAAGUCAUCAAUGAGGUAUAGAAUAAGUAAAGAAUACGAUUGGUACCAAAAGUGUGUAUAUUUCCUUAAACAUGUUUAAGAUAAUUGUUAGAUCACCGUGUUUUCAGGUUAUGUCAAUGUGAUCCUAAACAACCAACUGAAAUAUGGAAAACUUUGGUCGAUCAACCAGUUGAUUUUUACAUAUGACUACUGAUCUUCCUUCCUUCCGCCAGUUGACAGAGUUGAUCAGAUGUGCUAGUGCUGUUUAGAUAAACUUACAUAAAAACAGCUCACUUCAUUCUGUUCUGUUGGAGGUUUUGUGGGAGGUGGAGCUGUAUUCCGCUCAUACUUGCCCAGGUGGGCCUGUGAGUAGACCCUUGUAAGCAACUGCUUCUACACGCAGACCCCAGCAUGUCACUUUUCAAGGGUUUUUUGGGGUUUUUUUGUUUUGGUUUUGGUUUUUUUUUGCGGUACGCGGGCCUCUCACCGUUGUGGCCUCUCCCGCUGCGGAGCACAGGCUCCGGACGCGCAGGCUCAGCGGCCACGGCUCACGGGCCCAGCCGCUCCGCGGCGCGUGGGAUCCUCCCGGACCGGGGCACGAACCCGGGUCCCCUGCAUCGGCAGGCGGACUCUCAACCGCUGCGCCACCUGGGAAGCCCUAUGUUUCACCAUCUUAAAAGAAUCUGGGUCACAUGGGGAUUUGCAUUUUUUAAUUGGCAGGAUAGAGGUAGUGAAAUUGGUGACAUGCCCAAUGGCUGUGCUCAUUUCUAGAAUCUUCCCUGAGAUCACAGAGAACCAGCUAAAAGUGAGUCAGAAUAAAGGUAUGGGGUUGAGAUUCUCUUUUUAUUUGGCUUUGAUAAAAUAAAAAUUUAUUCAUGUCCUUCCUACUCUUAAAUAGGAAAUUAGCACCUUGCUUCUACACUGUGGGCUCCUUUUAGAGUGUCAGACCAAUUUAAAGCUGAUUUUAAAACUGACAGCAGCACCUCAGGGGUCGGGGAGCUGGCAGGAGUUAUGGGUGACGGCUGCAGAGUCUAGCAGAAAGCUCUCAACAUUUCCCAAGGGCCGCCAAGAUGGAAUUUAGUAACCUUUACUUAAUGACUGUCUGAGUUUUAAAGCACUUAUUUUUUUAACACUUUUUAUUUUUAAAUAAUUGUAGAGUCUCAGGAAGUUGCAAAGAUAGGACAGAAAGAUCCCCUACAUCCAGCUUCCCCCACUGGGUUACGUCUGACACAAUUGUGGUCCAAUAUCAAAAGCGGGAAACCGACCCUGGCCAGCCUGAUUUUUUAAAAAAUAUAAUUUUGUUAACUCAGAUUUCUUUUGCUUUAUUAUACCUUUGCUGCCGUAAUAUCGAUAAAGCCACUCACCCUGACCCCAGACCUCUCAGGAGAAUCAUUUCAGUUCUUCCUUUUAACUACUGCAGCAAGAAAAUCAGCUGACCAUGGGGAUUUAACGAGGAGUAGGUGGUCACAGCUUUGGGCAGGUAACCAAGUGAAUCCCUAAGAUAUUAAAACCUAACCUUUCUAUCCUGUGAUGAACUCAUUUCCAGACUGUGAAUUAUUGGAGACAGCAAACUAAGCACUGAAAAAGUCUUACAAUGAGGCAAGAGAACAUUAGUCUUUUAAAAGCCUGACUUGAAAAGUAUGGCAUUCCACAAAGUUGGUUGGUGUUGUUUCUUUUGUUUUUCCCCUCCUCUUUAGAGUUGUGCAAAUCCGAUUCAGGAACUAGCUCCGCUGGCUUUCGGGGAUGGGAGGGGCGAUUUGGGCACAUAAAUUAUCAUCAUUAUUUUAGGUUCUAUGCCUCAGUACCUCCACCAGAUGAAUCUAUGUACUAGUGACUCGACAGUGAAAGAUAUUUUGUAGUAUCAGGUCCAUCUAGUCGACGCGCAGAGGAUUAGCACAAGUCUUGGUCCCCAGAGAAUCACAAAUUUCCAUUUCCACCCAAAGUAUACUUUGUGUUCUUCCAACAGUUAUCUGUUAAAAUAAAAGUAGCAAAGUCUCAGCUUGUGUAUAAAGUUUUCUCCUUUUGUUUAGAGAUACACUUAGAGGUUAAUAAUGUAUGUAGAAGCCUUCCUUCCCUGCCUUGUUUAUACAUCUGUUCAGCCUGCUCCAUAAACACUGCCCUCCCCUUAAGCCCAUCCCAGGUGGGCGGGGCUGCUGCUGUCCGAGGCCCUAACUCAAAAGGAGCUGUUUUAUCGUCAGUAAUGCCGGUGCACUUUUGUGUGUGUGUGGUGUCGACCAUGUGACUAUUUAAUAAUUGCCAAAAUAGUUAGACUAGAGUAAGUUCCAGCUGGUCAACUGAAUUGUGACUGUCCUCUUUUAUGGUUUUGUUUUUUUUUUAAUUGCUCUCUGUGAAAUAUGUCCAUAACCACCCCUCCCCCCGCCCCAAUAGAUCUGUAUAUACUGCAAUAGAAAAACUAAAAGGAUUACUUGAAUUCGUUGUUUAAAUGUUUUACUCUUCUUUCUGUUUGUUUUAUUGGUGAUUCUGAUGCCUAAUGACCUUUUUGUUUUUGUAACCGCUGGGGGAGCCGGAAGGACGGUUACAGUGGUAGCUAGGUCCCCUGCCGGCUGAUCCACACUUGAGUUUAUUGUAGACACUUGGGUUCUGAGUAAGUUUUGUUUGAAUGUGGCCAACAUGACUGUUUCUCUCUCUCCUUAUCCUGCAAGAAAAGAAUCUGUCUGGCACCUUUUAGUUGUACCCUCGUAUCUGCCUCUCUAAUAAACGUUAUAUUUUUCUCAGUGUUGUGUAUUUUAAAUGAUUUUUCACCUUUCCGAGAAAAUUUAUUCUGUGUAAUCUGAGUAUUUAACUCUUUCGUCUUCAAUAAUGGUGAAUUUUCUAGCCAAAUGCUUUUCAAAAAAAAAAAAAAAAAAAAAAAAAAAUCCUGCCCUGUCCCCCUUUUAUAUGAUGAUGACACCUUCUCUGUUUCUCACCCUGUGUUCACCUCCGGGCUUGAGGAGUCUGUCUCCUGUUUCUCUUCUGUCCCCUCAAGAUGAAGAACUUUCACUGUUUAUUGCUGAGUAAACGCUGAGUGACAGGUUUUCCUUUUCACCAAAGAUGUUGCCUUUUACUGCCAAGGAACUGAGAGUGUCACUCGGAGACAGAACCAGGCCUUUGGGCUCCCGGCAUCAUUCUGGGAAGCUGGUUUCUUUCUCUGUCUCAGAACUCAAUUUAUGAGAAAGAUGAGUUCGGGUGCAUGGGCGCAUGAUCUCCUGGGCGGCUUCUCUUACCCCUGAAGGAAAGACUAGCUGCUCUGAUUGCAGAUAAAACCGUGAAAGUUCCUGAUCUCAGACUCGCCCUGUGGUAACCCAUUGCUCUAAAAAUGCUCCCUCCCCUCCCCCCUCCCCAGGGCGGUACAGUUUGCACUGAGCUGCAGAGUGCCCGCCCCUGACCUGCUGCCCGCCACUCUAACAGCCUUUUUCCUUU